Neodiprion virginianus is the source of this 9054-nucleotide messenger RNA. Its product is annotated as forkhead box protein N3-like. NCBI's taxonomy places the organism in Eukaryota, Metazoa, Arthropoda, Insecta, Hymenoptera, Diprionidae. The transcript has 7 exons. Gene Ontology annotation, biological process: regulation of DNA-templated transcription. Gene Ontology annotation, molecular function: cis-regulatory region sequence-specific DNA binding; DNA-binding transcription factor activity. Gene Ontology annotation, cellular component: nucleus. The record is from RefSeq and is a predicted model, not a curated record. The coding region runs from base 360 to 1991 and encodes 543 amino acids.
AACCAAAACAGAACAGAUAGCAACAGAUAGCGCGUGCGCACGUAGUUCUGACGAAAUACGUACUCGUUAAAUGUAAAUAUUCAAUGUUAGAAUAACAAAUGUAUAAUACGGUUGAGUGUCAUCAUACGUUGAAAUUGUAAGCGAAUAUUGCUGGUUUAUUGAAGCUCAAAUCUCUGUCACGUAUACCGCGUUCGUGCGUACAAGCCAAACUCGAUCCAUAAAGGAAAGUUAGGUUAUGACGUCACCGCAGCCAUAUUUUGUCGUCACAACAUGGUGCCGUGAUCAGCUGGGUGUUGUGUAGUGUGCUGCGAUGCCCGUCUUUAGAAAAGUUGUUAAGGACACCGUUUAUCUUCUCGAAUAUGUAUAACGAAGGCUGGAACUAUCUGACGCCAUUUUUCAAUGCAUUUAAGUUUCACCGACGCAGUUACCACACAGAUUUGAAGAGUGACCGAAAUUACGGAGGUAUAAUGGCUCCAGAUAAACCAGAUGCUGGCGAUGUCGAAGGCACGGUUGGCCUACCGAUUACUCGAGUAUUUAGUUGCGGAGAUGCAGCUUACGUUUUGAAAGAGGGAGACAACGCUAGCGUAUUUAGUGAAUCAAAUUUGGUUGAUGGGAUCCAUGAGGAAGUCGGCAUAAUUGAUAAAUCUGUAGAAAAGACCAAUCAUUCGGACGAUGAUUUGACCUCUCUCAGCUGGCUGCAUCAACAGAAUUUAUUAAAAGGCUUAGAAAUUUCUAGACCUGCAAAAGACUUGCAAACGACAAUAAAUUUGAACAAUAAUGUUUGCGAUGACACUGCUGACUUAUCAGAAAACACAAAUUCCAUUUCAAGUUUAGAUGAUGGCUACUCUCCAGCUGUCGAGGGUAACAUAAAAAUACAUAAUACAAAUUUAAUGCUGAUUCAGGGGCAAAAUUGCCAAAAUACAAGCAAAAGUUACCAGAAAUCAGUGCAGAUUUAUCAGGAGUCGGUAAAAAACCACUACAAUUCGGUACAAAAUAAUCAGGCAAAGAUAUCUUUGAGUAACAACAAUUUGCCAGUGUCGAAUCGUAACAAACAUCCAACUCACAUACCUUACGAUCCUCAUUUGCACAGGAACAGUAAACCGCCAUAUUCUUUUUCCUGUUUAAUAUUCAUGGCGAUUGAAGACAGUCCUGUCAAAGCACUACCUGUCAAAGAAGUUUAUGCAUGGAUCUUGGAUCACUUUCCAUACUUCAGAAACGCACCUACAGGCUGGAAGAACUCUGUUAGGCACAAUUUGAGCCUGAACAAAUGUUUUCGCAAAGUAGAGAAAGCGCCGAACUUGGGAAAAGGAUCGUUGUGGAUGGUUGAUGCACAGUAUCGUCCAAAUCUGAUACAAGCAUUAUCCAGAGCGCCUUUUCCUCCAUUAACUGCUCAGAACCUCUCUUCACCUGAAAAAAUUCCUAGAAAAAAUGCUAGUGCACGUCUGCCGGAUCCAGUUUUAUUCCCAUACUUGUCAAAACGUCUUGCUUCUAGUAAUAUAGGGGAUAGUCCGGAGGCUGAGAUCGACAGCGAUGUAGAUGCUGCAGCAGCUGCUAUGUUAUCCUUCAAGCAUGGACCGAUUAUCUUAAGUCAUAACAAAGACCGUAAAAGAAAAUUGGUAGAAACAGAUAAGCUAGUACCAAUAAUUACUAGGAGCUCGAGCGAAGACCACACUUAUAGCUGUAUUACAUCAAUCAAAUUAGAAAGUAAGAGGUGCGGGGGCUCAGAUGUGGCCGGCACAGAUUUUGACGAGCAACGAAAAAUAGCAGAGGGUGCUGAUGCGCUUUUAAACUUGGCAGGAGUUAGUACACCUCUUAUUCAAGGAAGAUUGCAGACGCACAGUGAUCCACCUGGGUCGAUGAAAAUGCAUGAAACUUCGAAAGUGAAAAGGCACUCUAAUCCAAGUGAGUUUUCCAAUAAUUCUGAAAAGAAGCGUAGGCGCUGGCGAGAAUGGGGCGACGGAACCCGAUACCUCAAACAAGUUAGGGGUUAGUACUGAAUACUGCAAAGAAUAUUGCAAUACACUGCGCAUGGUGACUAAGCAUUGUCAAUGCUUCGAGGCUGACAGCUUAAUGACAAUGAAUGUCACUUAUUCUGUAGCGGUCGUUGAUCACAAUAACUAUCAGUUUCUUAGGGUUUAAACAAAAUUCAACUGCUUUUUUCUCACAUUCUUUUAAAGAGUGUUCCGUACUAUUUCAUUUCGUAUUUAUUAUAGAAUCGUUAAUGAUGCAAUGGAUGAGUGAUUGUUCAGUGUGUCGCUAUGGUGUCUAACAUGUUUUUCAAAUUGACAUGUCUUGGUAUUCGAAGAGAGAUAGAGUAUUCUUAUCUACUACGUUUUCUUGCAUACAAACAAGACCAUUCACGUGGAACGUGCAACCCAUAAAUUUUCAAAGUCUGUCAUUAACCAUUGGCCAAAUAAUGUGGAUAAGUUUUGGAGUGUUGAGUCAGUGCGAUGCCAAACAAUUAUACUUGCUGGACUUAAUUCAAAGUUAUCACAAGCGAGUCUUCCUGGAUCAGCCGCACUAGUCGUAAACGCCUACGUGGGUGUUCUGUACCAAAUCGAUCUACCACGGACACUUACCAUUUGGAAUUUUUACUUCCAAUUAGUCUAUUGUAAGGGUAAUUGAAAAGCAAUUUGAAUAUUCCAGAUUUUUUUUUUUUUUUUUCACCAUUAAACUGAUGUUAAUGUUAUUACGUAGGUACUUGCUACCAAAUCAUUUUUAAAAAUUUUUUUAGUGCAAACUGGUGGUUAAAAAUCUGUGUUGUACUAAAAUUCAUUACAGUGAAACAAAUGUCUCUGUGACAUGAAGUGACAGAGAAGAAAUAUUACUGAAUAAUUUUCUGUAUUCCAUUUUUCUCCAAAAUCAGUCGAAAAUCGGAAUAUUUACAUUGCUAUUUGUUAUUGAUUUUUGGAAAUGCUACGAUAAAUUGGUUGUUGAGUUAAAAAAAAAUUUUAUGCCUAACCAAAAGUAAGAAUAGCUCUAGUUUAAAUACUGACAUUGAAUGAAUACACUGAAAAUGUGCAAUACAAUCGUAAACUGAACAUUUUGCAAAUGAGGCGUGAGUCAUAUAUCACACUAAUGCUCGGUUGAAACCAAACGUUCUGCAUUCGUGUUAUAUUAUGUGUGUACUUCCUGAAACUUUAUAUACAAGACAGCUGUAGAGCUGAUCAAUUAUUCCAUUGAUUGUCAUUUGUUCUGUACAAGUAACCUUAUUGAAAUCUGAUCACACAUUGAAUCAGUGUUCGAGAUUCUCGAAAGACUUAAGCAAUCUGGUACACCAAAAGAUGAUAGAUAUAUGAUUAAUAUGUUGAUACAGAAAAAAUUGAUUUACUGAACAUUUUCUUGUUAUUUAUAAUGGGAAGAUUCCAAGAAAGUUAACAAUUCUAACCGCAGUGAGGUAACCGAAGUGAUAUCUUACAUGUAGUAAUCUAUCUGCCAGUGAAUAUAGUUCAUACGUUAAACUCCCGGUAUAUGACUGACCUCUUUUUUUCAGUAUGUCAAGUGUACAAGGGUAUUUCGCAUUUCCUCAACACUUGGUCAAUUGUAGCAUCCAAAGUAGAUUUACCUCCGCUCUUGUGUAAUCCGUAAAACUUUCCAUUUUUAUAAAGGAUUUGUAAUAUAAAUUGAAAAGAAGAUGAACAAAGGAUAACGGCGACCAAGUCCUGAUUUGCGAAUAUUUUCCCUAAAAGCUGUUUCACUAAUCAAUGACUUUACUUGGUGGAACCUAUAAAUUAUUACAAGUUUUCCGUGGAACAAAUAGAAUUUUAACUACGAGUUGUUAGUGAAAUUGAAUAAUUUCAACUUAUUUAUGUGACUGGCUUCCGAACAGGUAAUUAAAAAUUUUUACUCUGCUAAUACUAAAAAAAAGUUACAGUGGGUGAGGAUCGGUAGUAGGUCGCUUUAGUAUGAAAUGCCUAAUUCAUAAGUACUAAAUUACUUUGUACAGUUAUAAAUUAUGAAUAGAAGAAAAAAAAGUACUACUGCACAAGUGGGUAAAAAUUUCACAUUUCUUUUGGUUAUUCUAAUCAUUAAUACAUAUCCAAUAUACACACAAGUUAGGACGGCUUCGACAAACCUUUUCUCGCGAAUUAAGGAACAACGCCCGAUUAAUAAUUUCGGAGUGGUCUUGCAUAUUUGGAGAAGCAGACAAACCUUCUUCUGUUGCAUGUUAAAUGAAGGAAUUAUAUUGACACUCUGAUAAAGAACGAUAAUAUUAGUAGUUUGCUGAAAUACUUAAAUUUGAUCAUUUCAUCCAUGUAUCAGAAUAAUUCUAGUUUAUGUACAAUACUUACAAGUUUAAACACCCGAGUAAAGUUGAUUCUAAUCCCCCCCCUCUGCCCCGCCAAUUUAGCAGGUCGAAAGUAAGGUUGGUUUUAGCACUUUCUAACCAAUGGCAGCGCCGCAUCGAGUCGAUUCGGAGUGUGUUGUUCAAUGGUCAUAUGUUAGACGACAGCACUGUCAACCUUGAUUCGAACCCCCUAAACUGAAAGUGGUCAAAAUCGACUUCACUUGGGUGUGCAGAAGUAGAUGAAUAUUUGGAGGGGGUAUUAAAUUGCUAACAGUGUUGAGAUGACAAAGAGAAAAUUUUUCCAGUAUAUGAUACUGAAUCCCCUUGUACGUAUUCAUUUGAGUUAUACAGUUUCGAUCCAUUGAUUGAUGAAUAUGGCAGUGCUUUUCAAAGUAAACCUGUAUGCUCGGAUUUCGCAGCUCGCCUAAUGCCAAAAUCAACCCAAUAGCACUAAACUUCAAGCAAUAAUAGAAUAAUGAUUAAAAUUAAAUCUUAAGUACACAUAUUAUUAAAUAAUAAUUCAAUCGUUAGCAAAUACAAAACAUUUUCGUAUGUAAACUUGGAACAACAAAAUUUUUAACAUCAUCGAAAACAAAACUCCAUAUUAAACUCCUAGAAAGUCUAAUUAAUUAUAAUAGAGAAAUUCUAUGAUACAUUUUUUUUCUGUAGAUAUGUAUAGAGAUACAAUUGUUUAUAUUAUUCGAUAGACAAAUUGGUAAUAUAUUUAAAAAUAUAUAUAUAGACCAGCCGAUACAGAUUUUUUCGUAACUUAAAUCUCACCUGAAAACCAACUGCAAGACGAUUUGAAAUAUGGUUUACACAUAAAAACGUGCAGGUUUCUAACUCUUGAGUUUUUUUUUUUUUUUUUUUUUUUUUUUUUUAAGUACAAAUUAGUAUGUAGUAAUGGAAGCGCACAGCACCUUCAAUCGGCUUUUUCGCGCACUCAGACGCUUAGCCCGACGUUUGGAUGCAUUUUUCACCCAUUUCAACGCAAAAUAACGCCAUGGUAUGAACGGACGAUUUGUAGUACAUAAUCUACUAUAAAAAUCCGAUUGAAAAAACGUCCUACUUUUUGGAAUUUUAGGAUUUUUUUUCAUGGCUGAAACAGACCGCAUAGCGUCGAUCUAAAGCUCAUUUUAAUUCUCUAUAACUCUUCUCUACAACUAUCUUCAUUAGUUUUCAUUCUAGAAGUGAAAAACUAGUAAUAUAGAGAAAAAACGGUUUUCCCAUCCUUAUACAGUAAAAAAAAAAAAAAAAAAAAAAAAAAAAAAACCACCGAGUUGAAAGAAUGCACGUUUUCAUCUAUACAUCAUGUUCAAAAUUAUGGGUACAGUUGGUUUUUGCGUUGGACUUAUGUUACGAAAUCGGUUUUAUUUUCGCUGUCGGUUGGUUUAAUAACAUAGUCGAAAUAUAUCAUGCGGUAUGUACGUUGCAAGUUAUAAUUCGACGAAAAUUUGAAUUUGCAACAUGCAUGCUACCAUAGAUUAGUAAUCCAGAAAAAUCCAUAAUUUUUCGCGAUUUCUACUCUUCCCGCGGCUAUACUGAGAUGAUUUUAAGCUGUGCUGUAUAUAAAUAAACCAUACGACGCAUCUUAGGACUAAUUCCUGACCUGCGCCAAUUACAAAGUAUUUUCAUCUACUACGCUCAUCGUCAGCAGAAUAGGCAAUAAGUAAAUUCAAAUGUGCCUCGACCGAAAAAUACAGAAGCUUUAAUCGCACAAUAGUUUAACUUGUUUGGUUUUAUGAAACGAUUGAGAUUAGUUUAAAGGAGUUUUUCUGGUACAUACAAAUAAAUAAGUUCACUAGUAGUCAAUUCGUAUGUGUAACUUUGACGGAUGUGUAUUUCCGAACAUGGUAUUUUCUGUGAAUUCUGCCAUUUCUGCAGUUUAAAGAGGAGAAGAUGAUGGUGAGCUAGAAUGUCGAUGAACUAUUUUGUCCAGUACCUGCAUAAAAAGCUUUUUAGUGUAGAAAUGAAAUUUCGUGUUAUUUGAGUUCUUUUUGGAUUGCUGCAUUCAUAGAAAAUUAUAUUAAUGAACAGCUAUUUUUUUUUCAACUGUCAAGAAAUUGAAGCUAAACUCUGCUUUUUCCGGUAUUACAACCGUGAUUAAACAGUAUAAAAGUAUUCGACUUCUAUGAUUAACGAAUUUGAUACUUGUGUGAGUGAUUUCAAACGGCAAUGAGCUGAGAAGUGAAAGCUUUGGAUUGGAUCCAGGCAUGGGAAAAAGUCCCUGACUAAAGUUAUGCGUAGUAAAAUCUAUAUAGAGAGAAGGUAUAUUUUUACAGGGCUCUGCCCGAGUGAUAAAAGCUCUUCCUAAUAAUUCGCUACUUCAUGGUUCAUUAGUUUGAAGUUCUAAAAGAUUAUUAUCUAGCAAAUUUAAUACCAUGUUCAACAUUCGACACGUGCCGUGACACAACUCGAACAAUGCUGUUUAUGUUUGCGUGGUGGUAAUGUACACAUGUGUACAAGUAUAUUUAUAUAUGGAUAGUUACAGGAUGUUAGCUAAAAAUUUGGAUGAUUUUUAGCUUCCCUCAAUGACCUUAAAUAAUUAUUUAGCAAAUUCAUGCAAGUAGAAGUCAUAAUUUUAUUUAUUCAAUAAUAAAUCAAUAUAAAAACCAUUGGUUAUAAAUUUUGUCAUUGGUCAGCAUUUUUCAAAUCUUGGAGUUGAAGCUUUUCUACCUCCUUACCACAGGCGAGUUCGGUAAUUGUCAAUUGUUAGUUCGAUUUCCUCUGUGCAGGUAUUUUCAAAUAGCAAAGUUUGCGCAGUAAGAAUCUCGAGCACUCCGAGGUACUCAGAGUGGAAUUACAUAAUCCAGUUAAUGUUUACAUUAUUUGUUAUUCUGUAACUAUCUACCAAAUAAUUGGAUUAGAUUUUUAUUUUAUUAAUUGUUUAUGAUUUGAUACAGCAAUGGAAUUAUAAAUUGAUAAAGCCUUGACGGGCCGUGCUGCCAAAUCUUUUUUAUGUGAUCGUAGCUAGUCUACUAUAUGUAUAGGGGCAUCAAGACUAAGUACAUUGAGAAGAUAAUAGCUAUGGAUAUCAAAGUGAACGAAAUGAUAUCUCUUCCACUGUUAUCUUCAAAGCAAUAUAAUCGUUCUAAUAGCAAUGAUAAUAGUAACAAGAAAACAGCAAUAAUAAAACUAUUGUGAAACAUGUUUUACGAGCAUUCAAUGAUAGAUAUCAUAAAACAACUGUGAAACAUCAUAUGAGGUUAUCAAUUUGGUGUCACAUUAUGUAUGUAUGUGUUACCUUUGAUAUCUAUUGGCAUUACUUUCCCAUUUACAUGCUUCAGUCGGGAUAAAAGAACAAUGUACCCUAGACUAUUGUAUAGUGAUGUAACUAAAGUAAUAAUUUAUAAAUUUAUUAAACUGUUAAGGCUAGCUUCCGUUUGCUACGACUGAAGGUCUGUUCUUCCAUGUAGCUUAUUCUAAAGUAUCUGGUCAGGCAGGGAUGGGAAAGGGGGGCGGGGCAUUUGAAUCCAUUCAUCAUCACAAUAGAGGUAGCUGGUCAUUAAGUUAGCUUAAGAUAAAUGGUUAGCAACGUAACAUAACAUGUAAAGCAAUAUACCAGUAACACCUGAUAUCGGAAGAAAUACUCUUUAAUCAGCCGGUUUCCUCAAUAUCACCACCAUCAUCAUCACUGCCGCGGCCGCCGCCGCCGCCACCACCACCACCACCACCACCACCGCCACCGCCACCACCACCACCACCAUCACCAUCAUCAUCAUCAUCAUCAUCAUCAUCAUCAUCAUCACUAUUAUUAUUAUUAUUGUCGGAUAACAUGUACGGUUUUUCCAUGUACAAAUUGUUUUCAACGUUAAUAUCAAAGAAUUUUACUGUAUACACACACAUUGUUAACGGAUCGAUCCUGCUAUAGUGAAGGUUUAAUAUCGACAAACUUUGAUAUCCUGUUUGCUUCUGAUGUAUUUACAUGUAUGCUGACGAUGUAUAUUACUCUAUUAGUCAUUUAGGUACUUACAAUUAAUGCUAGUCUCUGUAAUAAAUCGCAUAAGGUAUGUAAGUAUAUAGUUACCAAGUUCUCUGGUAUUAACGUACAAUUGUGUCUGUUAAGUUUUUGUUUAUGAAAAAUUUGUUGUUUAACCUAAGGAGAAGAAAACAGAAAAAAUUUGGUGAACGAAAGAACGAUGGAAAUGAUAUAUUAGAGGAAGAGAAUGAAAAAAAAAUUAUUUAUUGGAUUUUAAAGGAAAGUAUAGUAAUUUUCGGCACGUGCGAUAAAAGUGGCUGAUGAUGAUUUAUCAAGAAUUCAAACACUAACCGAGGACAAUCAAAAAAUACAUGUUAACGUAACAUUUGAUUUUUUUCCGUUGUGCGACGUGCCAAACAGUUUGAACCUUUCAUUUCUUGGAUGAAAUAUACAUGUAAUUGAUAGUACGAUAUAAAAAUUUUGUUGGCGUAAUAUAUUACAUUAUAUUAUAUUAUAUUAUAUUAUAUUAUAUUAUAUUAUAUUAUAUUAUAUUAUAUUACAUUACAUUAUAUUAUAUUGACUAUUAUUCAAUGGUCAUUAUUAUCAAUGAGUAAUAUUAAUGAAUCACUGUAAAAUGUUUGUUAAGUUUCUUGGCCUUGCUUGCAAUUAAGUAUAAUAUUUUUAAGCUUUAUAUAUACGACAGACUUAUUUUACAAUAAAUAUAGGUAUGCAUAUGUGCAUCUACUGAUAUAUUUACAUACGUACCUAUAUCUGUAUGUAUAAACAUACACGCGUGUACAGUAUAUAUGCAAAAUAUAUACACACAUAUACGUGUAACGAAAAGAAA